CAGCUAACCAACUUUUCCACUCUUUAACAGAUCUUAACCAUUCUUAACACUUUACCGUAAGAAACGUAGUGUAAUUGUGAGAGUAUAAAACUGAAACAAUGACGAAAAAGCAGCACGUCAAUAGAUCCCAGUCCAGAGCUCUCAGCAAACAGGACGAACUGCUACAAAUACAAACCCAAUACUUUCUCAAAUUAGACGAAACUAAGUUGUCGAUUAGUCAGAGGGUUAAGAGGUUUAUUUGGAACCCGGACAACAAGCAGUUUUGUGGAAGGACAGGCGCUAGUUGGUCUAAAAUUGGUCUGUUCUACCUAAUUUUCUAUGGUAUGCUAGCGGCCUUAGUAGCGAUAUGCAUGUGGGUGUUCUUUCAAACCUUAGAUCCUCGCAUACCCAAAUGGCAGCUGGACAGGUCCAUCAUAGGAACGAACCCAGGACUAGGGUUCAGACCGAUGCCGACCAACAAUGAAGAAAGUACCUUAAUUUGGUUCCAGGGAACAAACCAGAACAAUUCUGAAAUUUGGGAGCAUAAUAUUUUGCAAUUUUUAGACAGUGAGUAUUGUUUUGGCCCAAAAGUUAUUCAAGAAAUUGACGCAGUUGACUGUAUUUGUGUUGUACCUUUGUGCAUGUUAUAA
This is a messenger RNA of Anoplophora glabripennis (Asian longhorned beetle), 629 nucleotides long. RefSeq names its product sodium/potassium-transporting ATPase subunit beta-2-like. Gene Ontology annotation, cellular component: sodium:potassium-exchanging ATPase complex. The record is from RefSeq and is a predicted model, not a curated record. The transcript is spliced from 2 exons. Bases 99 to 629 code for a protein of 176 amino acids. Gene Ontology annotation, biological process: intracellular potassium ion homeostasis; potassium ion import across plasma membrane; sodium ion export across plasma membrane. Lineage: Eukaryota; Metazoa; Arthropoda; Insecta; Coleoptera; Cerambycidae. Gene Ontology annotation, molecular function: ATPase activator activity.